Messenger RNA from Aspergillus melleus, 474 nucleotides. RefSeq lists its product as uncharacterized. The transcript has a single exon. Bases 1 to 474 code for a protein of 157 amino acids. The record is from RefSeq and is a predicted model, not a curated record. NCBI's taxonomy places the organism in Eukaryota, Fungi, Ascomycota, Eurotiomycetes, Eurotiales, Aspergillaceae.
AUGGCUUCUUCGCACGAUUACAAUGCCGCUGACUUGACCUCCGUCCUCCGAACGCUAUCCGCGCUAUCAACCCCUGCCCUUCCCCCGCAAGACCCGCCCCAUCCAAUCCAUCCCGACCAUGAUGCAUACGAACCGACCGACGCGCUGCCCCCAGCUCCCGUACCAGCACCAACACCGUCGGAGUCCUCUACAAAACGCUCCGGUCCAGAUCCCACGUCUCAACCAUCACGACCUCGAGCAACCGGUAACCCCGCUGCUACGCUCGGGGACACAUCCUCCAUCACCACCUGGCCGGCUGCAUUGCGACAUGUGAUGCGCGCGGUGUCGCAGAGCGAAGACCUCCUGCAGCGGAUCCGCUGGCUGAUCCAACGGCAACACGACCACGAAAAGCAAUGGUGGCAGGGACGAGAGGCCCUGUUGAAGAAGCAGAGGGCCCGCGUCGACAAGAAGAAGGAAUUGGAUGACGUCUUGUGA